CUUACUGGCUUGGUGUCCAAGGCAAGCCAACUCCAACAAGUCCACUGUACAAUAGAGAUCAAGGCAACAACUCACCAACCAACCACGCCAGCCCAAGCUUGUCCCAUGAACUCCUUGACUUGAUUACAAGGCGUUAGAUAGUUGUAUUUGUCCGCGAACAUCCGUCGAAAUACAUCGGCUCGGUUCUGAUUUAAUCUCCUUGUAGCAACUUAGGCUAUCAUUCGCUCGCAAAAUGCAGUCCAACCAGAGGUCGGAUCGCAGGCAAGACCGGAAUUCGAAGGCAGAGAAACCGUCGGGAACAGCAGUGGACGGCGGUUGGGCGUGGCUUGUGUGCUUGGGCGCCCACCUGGGUCAAAUGGUAACCGUGGGUUAUUUCACUUCUCUUGGCGUCCUGUACAUCGAGUGGAAGGAGCACUUCGACACCUCGGCAACAGCUAGCAGCUGGCUUCUCAGUCUACCCUGGUUGACUGUUUCAGUACUUAGUCUCAUCAUCGGUGCUCUAGCCCAACGUCUUGGUGUCCGUAGACUGGCCAUGGUCGGUGGCGCGUUGAUAGGACUUGCUACCAUUCUUGGAUCGUUCGCCACUGAUAUAUGGCAGCUGUACCUCUGUGGCGUGUUAUCAGGUACAGCAGCGUCGCUGUUAUUACCGACAGGUAUCAUUAUGAUCACACAGUACUUCAAGAAACGCUACGCCUUGGCCAUUGGUCUAAAUUUUCUCGGUGGCACCGUGGGCCAGAUGGUUUUCCCUCCGUUGAUUCGCUUGCUGAUCGCUAAUUACGGGUGGAGAGGUGCCAUGUUUAUCCUUGGAGCCAUUAAAAUGAAUUCAGCCGUCGGGAGUGCGCUUUUUCGACCCAAAGUAAAGACUGAGCCUGUCAGUGAUUCGCGACGGCAAACCAGCCUUGAGAUGGAGGUUAUGCAGGGUGGGGAAAGCACAGAAUCGGAAAACCGGAAUGGUUCUCAGGAAAAAUGGGCUUUUCUCAAAGUCUUCACUCGUGUCCCGUUCGUGCUCUGCCUUGCCGCAGUCUUCUUUUAUGCCUUGGGGUGGGUGACUCAUCUGUCGCAUCUCCCAUCGCGGGCCAAGGAAGCUGGGUCGACCGAAGACCAAGGCGCCUUACUACUGACGAUCUUCGCCGUCGUCUCCAUGACCACGAGGACGGCACACGGCUGGUUCGUAGACAAAGGGUACAUCGGCAGCUUUCAGCUCCAGUUCGGAUGCCUGGCAGGAGCUGCUCUGGCGACUUCCCUUAAUCCGGUAUCAGACAGUUACGGCUUCCUGGUUAGUUGUGCAGUUCUGCUGGGUGCUUGCCUGGGUAUAGCAUCUCCUUUAAUGAACGUCAUCUUGAAGACAUUGGUCACUGAAGCAGAGAUCCCGUCAGCUAUGAGCUGGUUCGUGGCAGUGUUCGCUGUCGCCAAUGGAACCGGCUCGGUGGUCGCAGGUAAAAUCUAUGACAUAACUGGAGGGUACACGGUAACCUAUCUGACAGGCGGCGGCUUCUUCGUAGCAUCACUGUCAUUGCUGGUGCUUGUCUCCAUCCUCAAGAGACGCAAAAAGCGCAGAGCCAACUACACAAGAAGAACCCGAAAUGCAGGGCCGGGCUACAGGCCCAACUACCUCCUCUAUCGACGAGAAUGACGUCACUGGACUAGAUGAAAGGCCGUCGCCAUUUAACAUUUAGUUACAUGGCACGCGUGUAGGGAGUGUCUUUCUCUCAAGAGGGAUGUUCCUUCUCCGGACGGGUGGACAGAAUAUCCUGGUUUACCAUUCUGUCAUUAAAAUUGUUUAUCUCUGGAGGUAUUGUACCCAUCUAGGAGAUCGUAUCCCUUGUCUCAAUGAAUAUUUUUUCCCCAUGAUGCUCUGCCCCUAUGUUGAAACUAAAAAGGAUUCAUUCAUAACGAGCAGUGUGUAUUCUGUUAUACACAAUUGGUUUGUACGCGUAUGGGACAAUGAGCUUUGGCGUACCUAGGUUUUGUUUUGGGGGAGGGUGGAUCGUGCGAGGAGGGAUCAGGGGAGGGGAGGGGGAAAUUUGGCCACCCCCCCAUGACUCCACCUCAUUUCCCUUUCCUUUGGAUCCACCCUUUGGGCUCAGUUUUAAAAAGACGAAAAGCAUAAAGACGAACCAUGUUGGCGCCAAAGCCUGCCCGAGGUACCGUAGAAGCUCCUCCUCUAUUGUACCCGUCUGCUUUGCCUGAUCACUGUACCUCCUUUUCCUUGGUACUUUGUCCUUGGUGGGAACCAGCUGUAUCUUUGCAUUUGUUUAUAGCGUUAAAGACUGUGGUAUUUUUAUUAAGUGUUUUCCAAAAUCUAAAUUACUAACAGUAGCUUCGUAAAAUCUCUUAAGGAAUUAUUUGAGUUCUUUAAAUUUACCGUACAAAGAUCGAUAGGCGACUACAUGCACACAAUUACGUGCCUUGAGUAGUGACCCUGAACACAUGUGUAGGUUGCUAUAAUGAAUAAUUAUCACCCUGGAGUAUGAACCAGUCGUACAAUUUGCAUAAAAUUCGUUGGUGAUUCUCAUAAUGUUGUGUACAUAUCUGAAAACAAAUUCUUCAGUUAAUUGGAUGGUCUGUCAUCCGCAAGCUGGGGACAAGGCAUCAAGCGUCCCUACGCCAAUACACUUAGGCGAUACGUGUCAAUUGCGUGUCGAGAACAAAAUCAGAGCGACAUUCUUGUAGUACCGAGUCUAAACAUUAUACGGGCACUGGGAACUAUGCUCCGCCCAGCCUGUCUACGUCAACAAGUCACGCCUCAUCCACAACCUUACUCUCUGACGAGAAUUCAAAAGCAGGAUUGCCACACGAGAAAUUUCUCCUACUUGAAGUGCUUUCGCUCCAGAACUCGGCUGUCACAUGCCUGUUCGUCUUGUAACUUGGCAUGUAUGUAAAGACACAGUUAUCAGUUUCAAAUAAUUACAAUUCAAUGUGACUCCGGGUUUUCUAAGUUACUUCUGUCACGCAAUGAACUGUAAAUUCUAUCAAACGAGUCAUUACGUGUUGGAUACCCAAGGGAUCUGUGCUAGGCCCUUUAUUCUUGCUUUGUCUUAUUCAUCAUUUGUCUGUCCUAUAUUUCAUCGUUGUCGUCUGUCUAUACGUUGGGGUACAACAGCCUUCCUGCUUAAUCUUAAACUUAAAUGUUGUCAUGUAAUUUAUCAAAUGUAUAAUCCUGUUUUACGUAAAGUUAUUCAGUCAAUUUAAUGGCCAGAUAUAUUCAGUACUUAAGUAAUGCGAACGUGUUUGGGUUACAUUGUAAAGAAUAACAGCAUUGAAAUAAACAAUGCAUCAUCGUCAUCAUCUAACUGGUCAACGGAAAAUGAAUACAUUAAUUAGGCUGUCCAGUCUCGGGGAAAUGUCCGUUGCAAGAAGAACGGCAUGUCCCAAUUUUCAACAAAAUUGGUGGUA
This is a messenger RNA of Acanthaster planci (crown-of-thorns starfish), 3396 nucleotides long. Its product is annotated as monocarboxylate transporter 13-like. Lineage: Eukaryota; Metazoa; Echinodermata; Asteroidea; Valvatida; Acanthasteridae. Gene Ontology annotation, biological process: monocarboxylic acid transport; transmembrane transport. The record is from RefSeq and is a predicted model, not a curated record. Gene Ontology annotation, molecular function: monocarboxylic acid transmembrane transporter activity.